AAUAAUAUUUGUGGUCGGGGUUACUUCACAAGUGACAGUUCACGCCGAGGUUCCUUUGGGUCUCAGAAGUUCCCUACUCUUGCUCCCAGGUGUGUUUGGAUGACUGAAAGCUUCAUACAGAAACUGAAAUCCCUUGCCACAGUAUUAAGUCUUCUAUGCACUAGGAGUGCGUACAUCUCAGCAUGCACUCUUCUUUACUGGAGAUCUGUUUCCAACAGUCACCAUGACAGCCGUGCGCUCAUCCCGUGAGUUCGAUGACUACUGGAAUGAGUUUCGUGAUAUAGAACAGAGUAAAGCACAGGAUGAGUUGACAGAUGAAGACGCUUCUAAAACCCCAGAUGAGGGGGAGCAGGAGCUGGCCUGGCUGCGGGAGGCAGGUUUCAAGGGUCUCGCCACAAAGUACGAAGAAGGAAACGAACUCGAGGAUCACGUGUUACUGCAGGCCACCCAGUCCCUGACACGGUCGCAAGCAGCAGCCGUCAAAAAACGCGUUGACACGUUGAAUGCAACGCUGAAGAAACGACAAUUCAAUUAUGCUGACAUGAGAGAACUGUUUGUAGAAAAGGGUCAACAACCUUCUGAUCAAGAUGGCACUCAAAGGCACUCCAAACGGACGCAUGUCAAAAAGCGUUCCUUAAAACGAGGACAUCAGUACUCCAUGACAGGAGAGGUGGAGGAGGCGGAGGGCGGAGCCUUAACACAAGACCAUCCAGGUAUUGAGACGCUCAGUAUCCAAUCUCGUGCCAGUCCAAUGCAUAUUAUAACACAGCAGGAAGAAGAGCCAGAGGAGGAAACUGGAGAGAGAUUGUCAAGAACCGUCUCCGACUCUGAGGUGAAAUUGAACUUUAAGACUGACGACUCAUCAGAUGUGACGUCAGAUUCUUCUCUGAACUUCAGUAAUGACAGCGUGACAGAAGAAAGUGAAGGAAUGCCAAACUAUGUCUUGGUCCAAGAUGAACUCGGGGUCACAAAGAUUGACGACGUUGGUCCUGAAGAUAAAGAGAAGAUACGCGCUCUUGCCUACAUAGAGUUGACAGCUUUGUUUGACAUCUAUAACAUUUUAUUUACACCAAUUAAAAGUAAAGUUAAAGGUCAACAACCUUCUGAUCAAGAUGGCACUCAAAGGCACUCCAAACGGACGCAUGUCAAAAAGCGUUCCUUAAAACGAGGACAUCAGUACUCCAUGACAGGAGAGGUGGAGGAGGCGGAGGGCGGAGCCUUAACACAAGACCAUCCAGGUAUUGAGACGCUCAGUAUCCAAUCUCGUGCCAGUCCAAUGCAUAUUAUAACACAGCAGGAAGAAGAGCCAGAGGAGGAAACUGGAGAGAGAUUGUCAAGAACCGUCUCCGACUCUGAGGUGAAAUUGAACUUUAAGACUGACGACUCAUCAGAUGUGACGUCAGAUUCUUCUCUGAACUUCAGUAAUGACAGCGUGACAGAAGAAAGUGAAGGAAUGCCAAACUAUGUCUUGGUCCAAGAUGAACUCGGGGUCACAAAGAUUGACGACGUUGGUCCUGAAGAUAAAGAGAAGAUACGCGCUCUUGCCUACAUAGAGUUGACAGCUUUGUUUGACAUCUAUAACAUUUUAUUUACACCAAUUAAAAGUAAAGUUAAAAUUAAAGAACAAGGUUUAUUCGGUGUUCCACUUCACACCUUGCAGCAUGAAGAUAGAGGGCAGCACGUGGGAGUUCCACUUAUAUUCAAACAGAUUAUUUCUUUCCUGGAAAAAAAUGCACUAGAAAUGGAGGGGAUACUCAGGGUCCCAGGAUCUGCCGCUAGAAUCAGAAACCUCCGACAGCAAAUUGAAGACACAUUUCCCAGUGGAGAGUUUAGCUGGAAUGACGUCCGUCCUAACGAUGCUGCUGCACUAUUAAAACAAUUCCUGCGUGAGCUUCCAGAGCCUCUGCUAACCAAUCAGUGUACAGAUGCUUUCGCUCAGGUUCAAGCUAUUUCAGACAAGAAACAACAGCUCCAGGCUCUCAACCUGCUGAUCCUGCUGCUACCAGAUGUCAACAGAAGCACACUUAAGCUUCUGCUGCAGUUUCUCCACCAUGUCAUAGAUCACAAACAACAAAACAAAAUGUCCCUUGCCAAUGUGGCCAUGAUCAUGGCACCCAACUUGUUUCUUGUCCAGUCCCACUACAAACACAAAGAUCUCAAGGAGCUGGAGACCCAGAGAGCAGCCAGCAUGUCUAAUAUAGUGAAAAUGUUGAUCCGGUACCACCACAUCUUGUGGACAGUACCCUCUGUGAUGCUGAUGCAGGUUAGACACCAGUAUGAGAUGGAGCAACAGAAGAAAACCAAAGACAAAUCUAUUAUGCAGUUAUUUGGAGGAAAGAAGGACAAAUCUGAGGUAUACAAGAAGAUUUCCAGUGAGGCUGAAUUCAAAGAAGGCAUCAUAAGAGUGCAGGCACCUGGCUUGACUAAGAACAGCACAGCAGUCCAGUUAGAUGAAAACAUGACAGCAGGAGAAAUUGUUGCCAAGUUUAAGAGGAAAACAAGUUAUGAUGUCACUCCCCAGAGGAGUUCUAAAGGUGCUGUGUAUGCCCCACCCAGAGGAUGUGCCAACCCCAUGAAUGUCACAUUUGCCAUGGACAACUCAUAUCUUUAUGAAUGUGGAGGAAAUAUUGGUGAACGCCGUUUGGACAACAAUGCCAACAUGCUGGCACUGUACAAAGUGAAUCCUAACGCCGAGUGGAUCAUCAAAGACAUUCCAGUCUCAAGAAUGCAGUAGGUGUGACAUUCCCCAAUUGUGUUGGUU
Messenger RNA from Lingula anatina, 2761 nucleotides. Its product is annotated as rho GTPase-activating protein 18-like. Gene Ontology annotation, biological process: regulation of small GTPase mediated signal transduction; signal transduction; regulation of actin filament polymerization. NCBI's taxonomy places the organism in Eukaryota, Metazoa, Brachiopoda, Lingulata, Lingulida, Lingulidae. Gene Ontology annotation, cellular component: cytoplasm. Gene Ontology annotation, molecular function: GTPase activator activity. The record is from RefSeq and is a predicted model, not a curated record.